Messenger RNA from Ceratotherium simum simum (southern white rhinoceros), 1243 nucleotides. RefSeq names its product transmembrane protein 65 (gene TMEM65). Gene Ontology annotation, cellular component: mitochondrion. Lineage: Eukaryota; Metazoa; Chordata; Mammalia; Perissodactyla; Rhinocerotidae. Gene Ontology annotation, biological process: regulation of cardiac conduction; cardiac ventricle development. The record is from RefSeq and is a predicted model, not a curated record.
GAAGGAGCCCAUGGAGGCGCUGAACACGGCGCAGGGCGCGCGCGACUUCAUCUACAGCCUGCACUCCACCGAGAGGAGCUGCCUGCUCAAGGAGCUGCACCGCUUCGAGUCCAUUGCCAUCGCCCAAGCAUGCAGAUAUCCCAAACCUGAGAUUGCCAUUGUGAAGCAAGCAAAGGAGGUAUCCUCAGCAGAGACCCCUGAUAGUUUUGGUAUUUCAAGAUGUUCCAGUCAACUGACAAGGACUUCUCCUCACAGUGUCAGAACUGUAGUGAUGAUGAGAGUAAUGCAACUAGCAAAUAGUUCUGAAAAAUUGGAAGCUCCACCACCCACCCCAGGACAGCUGAGAUAUGUAUUCAUCCACAAUGCGAUACCUUUCAUAGGGUUUGGCUUUUUGGAUAAUGCAAUUAUGAUUGUUGCAGGAACCCAAAUUGAAAUGUCUAUUGGAAUUAUUUUGGGAAUUUCAACUAUGGCAGCUGCUGCUUUGGGAAAUCUUGUGUCAGAUUUAGCUGGACUUGGACUUGCAGGCUACGUUGAAGCUUUGGCUUCCAGGUUAGGCUUAUCAAUUCCUGAUCUCACACCAAAACAAGUUGACAUGUGGCAAACACGUCUUAGUACACAUUUGGGCAAAGCUGUUGGGGUGACUAUUGGCUGCAUUCUAGGAAUGUUUCCUUUGCUUUUCCUUGGAGGAGGUGAAGAAGAUGAAAAACUGGAAACGAAAAAUUAACCCUCUUAGAAUACCUAUAAAAAGAUGUAAACUAAUGUACCUCAAUUAUUAAAUAUGCUGUCACAACGUUUAGGAAUUAAGACAGUUAACAGUGUAUAGAUAUGGGAUCAAAUAAUUCAGCAUGUAUUAUGGAAAACACUAACUUAUUGUGGCUUGGUUUUCUUAGGACAUCUUUUUAAAAACACUGUUUACUAUCAUUUUGUGUAAAUUGUUGAAAUGCUUGUUCAUCAGUGGCGGUCAAGAUUUUACCUUUUCCUUCUCUUUCUUUAUAUAUCAAAAUAUCAUUUAAGUAUCAGUCAUUGAUGUACUGUACUGACUUGGGGUUUGCUUAUUUGUCACUUAACAUGUGUACAUGCAUGAAAGCAUUUUUUGUUGUUGCUGUUGUUGUUGUUAUUCCCUAUAGUUACAAUUCAACCUUAAGAUUUUUUCCAAAUUACUUAAGAUGUUUAAUACCAGUUAAAGAUUUUUUUUGGCACCAUCAAUUUUGUACUGGUUCACAGUAAACAUUUACAAUCAUAU